Molecule: messenger RNA, 883 nt
Organism: Rhizophagus irregularis DAOM 181602=DAOM 197198
Lineage: Eukaryota; Fungi; Glomeromycota; Glomeromycetes; Glomerales; Glomeraceae
Biological process (GO): cytosolic ribosome assembly; ribosome biogenesis
Source: RefSeq, a predicted model, not a curated record
CAGUAAAUCAUUCUCCGGGUCUGAAGAAUAUAAAUAUAUAAAUAAACCCUUUACUUUAUAACUUACUUUAUAACUAUAAAAAAGAAAAAACUUUAUAAAGAUGCCUAUUAACCAACCUAGCAAUCAAAUAAAACUUACAAACGUAUCUAUAGUUCGUUUAAGAAAAGGAGGCAAGCGUUUUGAAAUUGCUUGUUAUAAAAAUAAAGUACUAGAAUAUAGGAACGGAGUGGAAACAGAUUUAGAUAAUGUUAUUCAGAUCAAUAACGUAUUUACGAAUGUGUCUAAAGGAGAAGUAGCUCCAAAGGAUAAUCUACAGAAAUGUUUCAAAACGGACGAUUUGGAUCAAAUUAUUAAGGAGAUUUUAAAGAAAGGAGAAUUACAAGUUAGCGAGAAAGAAAGAACACAUCAAAUUGAUAAUAUUUAUCGUGAAAUUGCUACUAUGGUUGCAGAAAAAUGUGUUAAUCCUGAAACCAAGAGACCAUACACUGUUACGAUGAUUGAAAAAGCAAUGACCGAAUUGCAUCUUUCGGUAAAUGUAAAUCGUAAUACGAAAUCACAAGUGUUAGAAGUUAUUAAGCAGCUUCAAGAAAAGAAAAUUAUUCCUAUUGCUCGUGCACAAAUGCGCUUAAGAAUUACUGCUCCAAUUAAAGAAAAGAAAGUUAAAGAAAAAUUGGUUCCUAUGAUUUCUAAUAUUGAAGAUGAAAGUUAUAAUGACGAAUAUGAAUUGAUAUGCACGAUUGAUCCUGGACAGUUUAGAAAAAUCAAUGAUAUAUUACAAUCAAAUACGAAUGGAAAAGGUCAAUUAGAAUUGUUAUCUUUAAAUGACACUAGCGAAGGAGAUAUUAAAUUUUAAUAAAAUUAAAUACAUAAUAAAAAAAUCAAU